Messenger RNA from Venturia canescens, 1905 nucleotides. RefSeq lists its product as uncharacterized. Lineage: Eukaryota; Metazoa; Arthropoda; Insecta; Hymenoptera; Ichneumonidae. The transcript has 8 exons. The coding region runs from base 1 to 1905 and encodes 634 amino acids. The record is from RefSeq and is a predicted model, not a curated record.
AUGCGCGCGGGUUGCCACAUAUCUCUGACAAAAGAAAUUAUAUCGAGGAGAGCAGUGGUCAAUGUGCGAUCUAAUGACAACGCGUGUUUCGGCUGGGCGGUGGUUGCGGCUCUUCACCCUGCAGCGAAAUAUAGUGAGCGCCCAUCAUCAUAUCCUCACUAUUCUACGAACUUGAAUCUUGCGGGUAUAAACUUCCCCAUGAGUCUAGAUCAGAUAAAAAAAUUCGAGAAUCUCAAUGACAUCUCAAUAAAUGUAUACAGUGCACCAAAUAAUGUGGUUCAACCUAUUCGCUUGAGCAAGCAGAAAAAGGCGAAACAUAUUAAUUUACUGUAUAUAGAAGAUGUGAUGGAUGUAAAUAUGGGACACUUCGCAUGGAUUAAAAAUCUAUCGAUGUUGGUCAGCAAGCAGCUGAGUGCUCACAAUGGCCGAAAAUACAUCUGUGAUCGAUGCCUUCACUAUUUUUCAUCUCAUGAGAAGCUCCAAUCACAUGAGGUGGACUGUGACCUCGAGUGCAUUUUGAGAAAAACCACGGCUGAAGAUAUGGAGAAUAAUAAAUUUCAACAGCAUCAAGUCUUCAGCGUGGGAUACUACGUCAACUGCUCGUAUGACGAAUCAUUGUCGGGGUAUCACACACAUCGGGGUGAGGACUGCGUUCAAUGGUUCGUACGAAAAUUGGAACAAUUGGCGAAACAGGUGGCAACCAUCUUAUACACUGUAAUUCCGAUGAAAGAAUUGACUCCUCAAGAAUGGCGAAAAUUCCGAGAAAAUAAGGAAUGUCACAUCUGUGAGAAAUCAUUCGUAGAGAGUGAUGUUCGAGUACGCGAUCAUUGUCAUUUGACAGUUUUUCACAAUUUGUCGGGCUAUGAUGCUCAUUUUAUUAUAAAAGAAGUAGCUACGGCGUUCGAGGGGAAAACCGAUUUACUGCCCAUAACGAAAGAAAAAUUUCUGAACACAAGUCUUGAUAAAUUAGCAUCUUUCCUAACUCCCGAUCAACUCACGGUUUUAAAAUCUGAAUUCCGAGAUACCGAUAAUUUCAAUCUGUUAACGCGAAAAGGUGUAUUCCCAUACGAGUACAUCGAUAGUUUUGACAGACUGGAGGAAACGGCACUUCCACCGCGAGAAUCAUUCUAUAGUUCUUUAACCAAUUCAACGGUAUCGGAAAAUGAGUAUGCUCAUGCUUUGACCGUUUGGGAGCGGUUUUCCACUCAAACGCUUGGAGAAUACAAUAUUGACAUGGUCUUAUUUGUCGAAAGAGGCAUUCGUGGGGGUUUAAGUCAAUGCAGUGGUAGGUAUGCACGCGCUAAUAAUAAAUACAUGCCAUCGUAUGACCCAUCAGAACCAUCGGCGUAUUUAAUGUAUUAUGAUGUUAAUAACUUAUAUGGCUGGGCAAUGAGUCAAUCUUUACCCUACGAUCAGUUUGAGUUUGUUGAAAAUAUUGAGAAUUUCGAUGUAGCAUCGAUUCCAUUGAAUGGUACACAUGGUUAUCUGCUGGAGGUUGAUUUAGAAUAUCCAGAAGACCUCCAUGAUAUCCAUAGUGAUUUACCAUUCUGUCCAUCCCAUGAAAAACCUCCGGGUAAACAACAAGAGAAGCUCAUUGCGCAAUCAUCAUGGCUUCAGAAAUAUAUCGACCUGAAUACCCAGUUUCGAACAAAUGCGAAGAAUGAGUUCGAAAAAAAUCUGUUUAAACUAAUGAACAAUGCUGUUUUUGGGAAAACGAUGGAAGAUGUUCGAAGUCAUGUGCAGGUGAAGCUUUUGACGGAAUGGGCAGGAAGAUAUGGUGCCGAAGCCAUGAUUGCAAAGCCCAACUUUCAUAGCCGCAGAAACAAAAAUAGCGCCGACGACAAGCGGUACAUUAUUCCUGGCACAGUAAAUACUUUGCCAUGGGGUCACCGUGACAUACCGUAA